AUGCGAAGACACAAUCCGUAUGGAACAAAGAACACAACCUGGUCGUCAUCUGCUUCCGGCCAAAGAUGUGAUUUUUGCUUUCGCAACUUUGAAUUUGACCAUGCCGUCCACAUCUACGAGUGUUGCCUACUGCUCGGCGCUAAAUUGUUUCAAUCGCCAAUAUUUGAAAAGGACAAUAGCACCCAGCUAGAAUCAAUCGUCUCCACACUCAGACCUGAUGACUCCGGCCUCAACAUCAACACAUCAGAGGUGACUCGCGUGGCUUCAGAAUUCGCUGAAGUGCACAAGGUUCUCACCGAUAAAGAACACAGCUUAAUCAAAGGCCUCAAGGAAGAAGAGGUGAAGUUCGUGAGCAUAAUGGAAAGACAUCUUAAAUACAUUCAAGAUAAGUUAAUAUCCAUCCAAGGGAAGCUGGCAAACGUGGGAAAACAGAUGAAGCAGAAAGAUGGAGCUAUCUUCCUGAAGGAGGAAACCUCUCGGAAAAGCAGCCUCAACGAAACAGGUCAGAAAGUGUCGGUGACUGGAGGCAGCCUCUCGAUGGGACAUUUCAACUGCACUUUACCGUUUGCAGUGUGGAGAGAAUAUAUUGACACUGUUAAAUCUGACUCUGUGACCCUGGAUGAGGGUAGCGCGCAUCCGGAGCUCGAGGUGUCCGGCAACCUGAUGAAUGUGAGAUUGACCGGGGUCAGGAGAAGCCUCCGCAACAACAGGAAGAGGUUUAUGGAAUGUUUCUAUGCGCUGAGAUCGGAGGGAUUCACGUCGAGGAGACAUUACUGGGAGGUGGAGGUGGCGGGGAGUCGGCGCUGGAGUCUGGGAGUCGCCGCAGAGUCUGUGGAGAGGAAGAGACGGGUCGACCUGAAACCAGAGAAAGGAUUCUGGACCAUCGAGAGAUAUCGCGAGGAGGUUUCCACAAGCAAUUCUUCCCAGACCCCUCUCUCAGCCGGUCCCGUUCCCGGGAAGGUGGGAGUUUACCUCAGUUACGAUUCGGGGACAGUCUCAUUUUAUAAUGCGGACACCAAGUCCCACAUCCACACCUUCACCGGGAAUAAAUUCGUGGGGAAAAUGUAUCCCUUCUUUGGUGCUUGGGAUGAAAAUCAAUGGCUGAAGAUAUGCUUCAUUCCCUGCUCGAAUCAGUAAAAGGGUCGGGUCCCGGGACCGGCGUCAUGAGUGGGGCUGAGUGGCUGUGGGGCAGAAACCGUGUGAAAAACAGGUUGGCGCUGAACCGGUUUCAUUUAAUCCCCAAAUAUUCGCGUCGGAAUAGACUAGUAUAAAUA
Amblyraja radiata (thorny skate) is the source of this 1274-nucleotide messenger RNA. Its product is annotated as nuclear factor 7, ovary-like. The record is from RefSeq and is a predicted model, not a curated record. NCBI's taxonomy places the organism in Eukaryota, Metazoa, Chordata, Chondrichthyes, Rajiformes, Rajidae. Gene Ontology annotation, molecular function: protein binding. The coding region runs from base 1 to 1137 and encodes 378 amino acids. The transcript is spliced from 7 exons.